GGCCGGACGCCCCCCCAGGCCGCGCACACUCACCUAGGACCCGGCCGGGAUGCCGAGUUCUGACGAAGAUGCACUGGACACCAGAACACGCCCAGCCCCUCAACCAGUGGCCAGAGCAGCACCUGGACGUCUCCUCCACUACCCCAUCGCCGGCCCACAAGUUGGAGAUGCCUCCAGGGGGUCGCCAGCGCUGCCACUAUGCUUGGGCACACGAUGACAUCUCCGCCCUCACUGCCUCCAACCUCCUCAAGCGCUACGCUGAGAAGUACUCCGGAGUCCUGGACUCGCCCUACGAGCGCCCGGGCCUGGCCAGCUACAGUGACACCGCCUUCCUCAACGGUGCCAAAGGGGACCCGGAGCCCUGGCCCGGGCCGGAGCCACCUUACCCGUUGGGCUCGCUCCACGAAGGCCUCCCGGGAGCCAAGUCGGCCGGGGGGGGUGGGUCCGCGGGCCUCGGGGGCUCCCCGGUGGUAGCGGGGAACCUGGCUGAGCCGUUGUAUACAGGCAAUGCUUGCGGGCCCCCGUCGGGGGCCACCGAGUACCCGACGAGCUACGGGGGCGGGUACCUGGCACCCGGCUACUGCGCGCAGACGAGCGCCGCGCUGGCCCCGCCGCCCCCGGCCGCCCCCGCGCCGCCCCGGCCCGCGCCCUACGGCUUCCCCACCGCCGCCGCCGUCGAGGGCGUGUCGCUGAAGCGCAAGGCGGUCGACGAGGGCGCGGAGGCUCGCUACCGCAAGUACGCUUACGAGCCCGCCAAGGCCCCCGCGGCCGACGGCGCCGCCUACCCCGCCGCGGAUGACGCCGAGUGUCGGGGCAACGGGUUCCGCGCCAAGCCAGCCGCAGCUACGGAGGAGGGGACCGGCAAGUACGGCGGCGGCGGCGCUCUCAAGGUCCUGGGGUCCCCCGCCUACGGCCCGCAACUCGAGCCCUUUGACAAGUUUCCCCCUGAGCGGGUCCCGGCCACCCGCGGAGGAUUCACGGCGCCGUCGGGGGAACCUCCCAAGGGUGUGGACCCGGGGACCCUGGAGCUGGUGACCAGCAAGAUGGUAGACUGCGGGCCCCCGGUGCAAUGGGCAGACGUGGCGGGCCAGGGCGCGCUCAAGGCGGCGCUGGAGGAGGAGCUGCUGUGGCCCCUGCUGAGGCCACCCGCCUGUCCCGGCAGCGCGCGCCCGCCGCGGACCGUGCUGCUCUUCGGGCCCCGCGGCUCCGGCAAAGCUCUGCUGGGCCGCUGCCUCGCCACCCAGCUGGGCGCCACGCUGCUGCGCCUGCGCGGGGCCGGCCUGGCCGCCUCGGGCGCCGUCGAGAGCGCGCGCCUCCUGCAGGCUGCCUUUGCGGCUGCGCGCUGCCGCCCGCCCGCGGUGCUGCUCAUCAGCGAGCUGGACGCGCUGCUGCCGGCGCGGGACGACGGGGCCUCUCUGCGGGCGCCUCUGCUGGCCUGCCUGGACGGCGGCUGCGGCGCGCGCCACGAUGGCGUGCUGGUGGUGGGUACCACCUCGCGGCCUGCGGCCUUGGACGAGGCGACUCGCCGACGUUUCGCGCUGCGCUUGUACGUGGCGCUGCCCGACGGCGCGGCGCGCGGGCAGAUCCUGCAGAGGGCGCUGGCUCAGCAGGGCUGUGCGCUGAGCGAGCGGGAGCUGGCCGUCCUGGUGCAGGGCACCCAGGGCUUCUCAGGCGGCGAGCUGGGGCAGCUGUGCCAGCAGGCAGCGGCCGAGGUGGGCCUCUCCGGACUGCAGAGGCCCCUUUCCUACAAAGACGUAGAGGCUGCUCUAGCCAAGGUGGGCCCUCGGGCUUCCCCCAAGGAGCUGGACUCUCUAGUGGAGUGGGACAAAAUGUAUGGCUCCGGACACUGAGGAUGGCCGGGGAGAGGCCACCUUCGCCAGAGGAUGGCCAAAGGAGUGAUGAAUGUGGGGUGAAAGAGGGGAGGGCUCUGCUGGUGAGUUUGUUUGCAUGGGAAGGAAAAUGCUUCUGCCAGGCAGAUCGAUGCCAUAUGCACCAGUGUACUCAGGUUUCUCCUAUUUAUUGUGGACGGGAAGUUCGCCAUAUCCGCUGGGCACACACGACAUGAGCUGGCACCAGUGCCUAGGGAGCUCCUGUCUUCUCUCCGUAAUCCUUUUGUCUCCUUAUCCUCUGAGCGCCACCCUUCUUUUCCCAUCCUACCUUUUCUAUUUAGGCUUAGUUUCUUCUCGAGGCUUUGUCAUUGACCCCUCCCCAUACUAUCCCUGUACCCUUUUGGCUCCUCCCUCUGGUCCCCUCCUCAUGUACCACCCUCCAAGCUUUUUCUGUGUGGCUCCUCCGUGUCUCCUCCCUCCUCCUCAUUCUCUCUGCAGGGUCUUGGCAGAAGUUCUUUUGGCCCAGAGGCUGAGAAGGGGGGGGUAGGGAGCCCCACAACCCCUCAGUAUAUUACCCACUAGAAAUCUUGGCUCUUAGGGGUGGGAACAAGGGGAAAAACACCCAAAGAAGGGUUUUUUUUGUUGUUGUUGUUGUUCAUUUUUGAGGGGAAGUCCCAGAAAUUUAGAUUGCUUAAUAUUUUAGGCCUCUUAUUUUUGUAAGAUGUGUAGGAUUUGCUGUUUUUCGUUUUAUUUUGACAACUCAGGAAGAAACUGACCUUAGAACGAAUGUUAGACUUCUGCUCUCCUGUUACCCUAGGCCCCACCGCAGGGGAGCAGAUUCUCCCAGACCAGAGAGACUGGGCUGAUGAGGAAGACCAGACAUGAGUCCCAAACUGCUGCUGUUGGGGCAGAAACAGAAUGUAACUAAAGGCUUCCUCCCCAGGCCCAGCUUACAAGGGAGAGAUGAGCGGGAGCAGGGCCCUCCAGGGAGACUUGCUGCUUCCUUCUGGCCAGUCUCCUGUGGGCCCCAGUCCUCAGCUUCAGGUUCUCUGGGAAACUUACAGAGGGUUGGGGUACUCUGGCUCAUGUCCUGCCUCAGGUGACCCAGUGGAAUGUUCUCAGGUUACCUCACUGGACACCUGCUUAGUCAGAGGCUCCCUAUACCAGGCUAAGGGAUUCCCCCCAGAAUGAAGAUGGUCUAGCCAGAAGUCUGGCUGGCACAAUAUUGACUACUAGGAGCCAGGCCUCCUGUUUCUCUGGGACCUAUCAGGAGGGAGAGCACGGCUCUGGAGACAGUUCUGUGGGGAAUGUAUUUCCUUGCUCUCCCAGACUGGGGCCUGGAGAGGAUGACAUGACAGAGGAAAUAGAGCCCUUCUCUUCAAACCCUCUUCCUCCUGCUUGCUCCCACAAUGGGACUUCAGCUGUUCAGCUCCUCAGACCAUUUCACAAUCUUUGGUGCAAAGAAGAAACAUUCCCCAUCUGUGUCCCACCCCAGCCCCCCUGCUUGUCCCUACAGUUCCUCGUCCUCCUCACUUUCUGGGUGCCGAGGAUGGCAUGAGAGACAUGGCAGGGGCCAGGUACCGAGGGCAAGCGCUAGCCUUGAGUGUGAACGGGAGAGCUGCCGUGCAAGCGCUAGCCUUGAGUGUGAACGGGAGUGCUGCCGUGCAAGCGCUAGCCUUGAGUGUGAAUGGGAGAGCUGCUGUGUUCCCUUCGUUCUUGUUUCCUCCGAGCCUCUCUCUGGAGCCAGAGGCCACAGAGCGCUGCUGCCAAAAGAUCCUUGGUAGGAACAUGGGA
Messenger RNA from Microtus ochrogaster (prairie vole), 3623 nucleotides. RefSeq names its product fidgetin like 2 (gene Fignl2). The record is from RefSeq and is a predicted model, not a curated record. The transcript has 3 exons. Bases 69 to 1850 code for a protein of 593 amino acids. NCBI's taxonomy places the organism in Eukaryota, Metazoa, Chordata, Mammalia, Rodentia, Cricetidae. Gene Ontology annotation, molecular function: ATP hydrolysis activity; microtubule severing ATPase activity; ATP binding.